AUGGCGACUCCUCCCAGAAGAGGGGUCUCCAGACCCCAGAGACCCAGCGGGGGGCAGAAAGGGAGUGGGACCUGCGUGGGUCCCCAGGGCCACAUGGAGAGGAAAGAGGACCAGGAGCUGGUGUCUGAAGAGCUGGCUGUGCUGAGGAAGGCCCAGGAAUUCUUCCACACCUGUGACCCAGAGGGCAAAGGCUUCAUUGCCAGGGGGGACAUGCAGAAGCUCCAGCGGGAGCUGCCGCUCAGCCUGGAGGAGCUGGAGGAUGUAUUUGACACCCUGGAUGCUGAUGGCAAUGGUCUCCUGACCCCAGAGGAGUUCACCGCUGGAUUUAGUCACUUUUUCUUCAGCCAGAAUGAGCCAUGUCAGGGAGAGGAGGGGGAGCAGCUGGCCCAGCAGCCAGGAGAGGUGUACCAGUCCCGAGGCAUGGACGGCGAUGAGGAAGCCCAGUUCCAGGUGCUGAUGGACAAACUGGGCGCCCGGAAGCUUUUGGAAGAUGAAAGUGACGUCAAGCAACUCUGGCUGCAGCUGAAGAAGGAUGAGCCUCACUUGCUGUCCAACUUUGAGGAUUUCCUGACCAGAAUCUUCACCCAGCUCCAAGAAGCUCAUGAGGAAAAGAACGAACUGGAGUGCGCCCUGAAAAAGAAAAUCGCCACUUAUGAUGAAGAUAUCCAGCGUCUCUAUGAAGAGAUGGAGCAACAGAUCAAGAGUGAGAAGGAGCAGUUUCUCCUGAAAGACUCGGAGCGGUUCCAGGCCCGCAGCCAGGAGCUGGAGCAGAAGCUGUCCGCCAAGGAGCAGGAGCUGGAGCAGCUGACUCAGAAGCAGAAGCGGCUAGAAGGCCAGUGCGCAGCCCUCCACAGUGACAAGGAUGAGACCAAGGCUGAGAACACCAAGCUGAAACUCACAAACCAGGAGCUGGCCCGGGAGCUGCAGCGGACCUCACAGGAACUGCAGGCCGCCCAGCAGCAGCUAGAAGGCCUCCAGGAAGAGGCCUGCAAACUUCACGAGGAGAAGGAGAUGGAAGUGUACCGUGUCACGGAGAGUCUGCAGCGGGAGAAGUCAGGGCUCCUGAAGCAGCUGGACUUCCUCAGGGAAAGGAACAAGCACCUUCGAGAUGAACGAGACAUGUGUUUCCAGAAAGACAAGGCAGUCAAGGCAAACACAGCUGCGUCGAAGGCAAGCUGGAAGCAGAGAUCUGGCUCCGUGAUCAGCAAGUACAUGGACAGCAGAGGCAUCCUUAGAAGCCAGUCAGAAGAGGAAGAAGAUGUGUUUGGCAUCCCAAGGAGGAGAAGUUCCCUGGGCUUGAGUGGGUAUCCGGCUACAGAAGAGGAGCCAAGAGCCAGCGAGUCAGGGACUGGGGGUCCCCUCCCCCGGACACUCCGCAGAAUCAUCUCCAUUGAAGAGGACCCUCUGCCUCAGCUCCUGGAGGGCAGUUUAGAGCAGCCACAGAGCAAAUGCACAGAAGAGGAGGAGGCCUCCCCUCAGGGUGUGGAAGCCCAGCAGGCCCCACCCGUGGGCAUCCUGCCCCAGUCUUCUCGGGGGCAGCCUGUUGGGAAAGAAGCCUGGUCAAAGGAGGAAAGGACUCCGCCCACCCCAGACCGGCUCUUCAAGAUCGUGUUUGUGGGCAACUCCUCCGUGGGGAAGACGUCCUUCCUGAGGAGGUUCUGUGAGGACCGCUUCUCCCCGGGCAUGGCAGCCACUGUGGGCAUCGAUUACCAAGUCAAGACAGUGUGUGUGGACGGCUCUCAGGUGGCCCUGCAGCUGUGGGACACGGCUGGGCAGGAGAGGUACCGGUGUAUCACUCAGCAGUUCUUCAGGAAGGCCGACGGCGUCAUCGUCAUGUACGACCUCACGGCCAAGCAGUCCUUCCUGUCCGUGCGGCAGUGGCUGAGCAGCGUGGAGGAAGCGGUGGGAGAUCACCUUCCUGUUCUUCUGCUGGGCAAUAAAAUUGACAAUGAGCAAGAGCGGGAAGUCCCCCGGGGCCUCGGAGAACAGCUCGCCAAGGAGAACAAUCUGAUCUUCUAUGAAUGCAGUGCCUGUUCCGGUCACAACGCCAAAGAGUCCCUGCUCCAUCUGGCCAGGAUCCUCAAGGAGCAAGAGGACACAGUGAAGGAGGACACCAUUCAGGUUGGCCACCCUGUCAAGAAGAAAUCCUGCUGUGGCUGAGAGGAGGCUGCCCGGAAAGCUCCCCGCUGAGGUCACGGCCCAUCCAGACCUUUGUCCUUGUCUGUGGCUUGCCUCCUCCAAAG
Molecule: messenger RNA, 2243 nt
Organism: Condylura cristata (star-nosed mole)
Lineage: Eukaryota; Metazoa; Chordata; Mammalia; Eulipotyphla; Talpidae
Gene: CRACR2A
Product: calcium release activated channel regulator 2A
Exons: 17
Coding region: 1-2160 (719 amino acids)
Molecular function (GO): calcium ion binding; GTPase activity; GTP binding
Source: RefSeq, a predicted model, not a curated record